This is a messenger RNA of Aspergillus bombycis, 1182 nucleotides long. RefSeq lists its product as uncharacterized. Bases 1 to 1182 code for a protein of 393 amino acids. The record is from RefSeq and is a predicted model, not a curated record. The transcript has 6 exons. NCBI's taxonomy places the organism in Eukaryota, Fungi, Ascomycota, Eurotiomycetes, Eurotiales, Aspergillaceae.
AUGUGGCGCCGCAAAAUCACAGUCGAUGACAAGGCCAUUACUGAUGGUGUUGGCAUCACCCUCAAACAGUCUCUAUUCCCAUGGUUCCUCGGCAAGUCUAAAAGUGACCAUCCUGUUUUUCCUCUGGGGCUUCGCUUAUGGCCUGCUCGACGUUUUGAAUUCCACUUCCAAGCAGAACUAAACAUUACCACCAGUAUGGCGUCUGGCUUAUCUGCUGCAUACUUUGGCGCGUACGUCCUCUGUCCCCUAACUAUCUCAGGGUGGAUCCUUCGCCGUUACGGCUUCCGAGUAACAUUCAUGGUCGGCCUUGCUGUUCUGGCUGUUGGUUGCCUGCUAUUCUGGCCCAGUGGAGUCAAAGCCUCAUUUGGGGGCUUCUGUGGUAGCAUGUUCGUCGUCGGCGCGGGACUUUCGACAUUGGAAACCGGCGCCGACAGCUUCCUCUCUAUCUGCGGUCCGCCUCGAUACUCGGAAAUCCGCCUGAACCUUGCACAGGGUGUGCAAGGGAUCGGGUCAUUCGCAGCUCCUAUACUGGCCUCGCGCGUCUUUUUUGCAAACACCGUUGAUACACAGCAAGGCCUGAAGAACGUGCAGUGGGAGUCUGGGUACAGUUCCGCUAUGUCAUCCAACCUGUUAGCUAUCGGCCAAGGGCUUUAUGCCUUCAACCGCUUCGUUGCCAGUGGAUUCAUAACGCUCGGUCUCAAGCCUCGAUAUAUCUUAGCGGUAUACCUAGCGUUAUGCUUUGUCUUCGGACUGGCGGCUACCCUUACGCAUGGCGCAACCAGUGUUGCGAUGUUAAUCCUGGUGUUGUGCUUUGAGAGCGCAUGCUUCGCAACCAUCUUUAGUCUUGCUCUGCGUGGUUUGGGAAAUCAUACAAAACGCGGCGGCAGCUUGCUCGUCGCCGCCAUUUCAGGUGGAGCUGCCAUUCCACCGAUGACGGGCGCAGUGGCCACGCAGACGGGCAACUUCCACUAUGCGAUGGCAAUCCCGACUGCGUUUUACGUGCUCGUUAGGGUAUUCCCAGUGUACACAAAUACUGCUAGUAAGAAGUUUUUGGAUGGUCAUCUUCAGACUGAUUUGAACUUGAACGCAAAUCAUGCUGCGGUGGAGAAAGCUGCACAAUUGCAGAUGGACCGGACAGACUCGAAGCCUGGUGCUGAUCGGGUCGAAACUGUUAAUAUCUAA